Messenger RNA from Cheilinus undulatus (humphead wrasse), 4057 nucleotides. RefSeq names its product ubiquitin associated protein 1 (gene ubap1). Gene Ontology annotation, molecular function: ubiquitin binding. Gene Ontology annotation, biological process: ubiquitin-dependent protein catabolic process via the multivesicular body sorting pathway. The coding region runs from base 148 to 1527 and encodes 459 amino acids. The transcript is spliced from 7 exons. The record is from RefSeq and is a predicted model, not a curated record. Lineage: Eukaryota; Metazoa; Chordata; Actinopteri; Labriformes; Labridae. Gene Ontology annotation, cellular component: ESCRT I complex.
UCAAGAUGGCGUCCCACGCUGAAGCAGGAAAGAGAUGUCAGGAUAAAUAAAACUCAUUCGGAGAUAAGUUUAAAAUUGAGUGCCGCCUCGACGAGAAGAAAUUCGGAAUUUGAGAGAACAAGACGGAGCAGAUAUAGGAGUCUCUAAAUGGCUGCGAGGAAGUCUGGAUCAGAUGCGUACAACAAUGGACCCAUCAGCUACCUUGAUGACGUUCCCUUUAAGAUCAACGACAAGUUUCGCUGUCCAGCCAAAGUAGGACUCCCUGUUGGUUUCUGUCUCCCAGACUGUGACUCAUUGCUGGUGGACACACAGUAUGACUUUUCUCUGGAGAGACGUAGUGUGCGCUGGGCAGUUGAGCUUGCUGAGGCCAGAGCAGCAGAAGAAAUCACAGCCAAGCAGGAGGCAGAAAGCAGGGAGCGUUUGGCACAAGCCAAGGACAUUGAUGGUGGUGGAGGCAAGAAACCCCAGUCGGCUGCAGAGGACCAGGACCUUCUACCACCAGCAAUGAACCCAGUCCUGGCAGGGCUGAGCCACAACGCCAUCCUUACCCCACUGCCUGCACCUAGUCUUGGUCCUAGGAAAGCCCAGCCUAGCACUCCCCAACAGCACAGCCUCAACCUAGCUGACUUUGAGCGUGAGGAGGACCCCUUCGACAAGCUUGAGCUCAAAACUUUGGACGAUAAGGAGGAGCUCAGGAGCAUCCUCCAGAGCCAGCCUCAACCUCAGCCUCCUCCAUCUGUAACCCAGCCUGAGGUCUCCCAGAGGGGGCCUGAGUCACGUGGAAACAGCCCCUCCCCUCCAAGCACCAACACCAGCCUCACAGCCAAACCUGGCUUUGCACAUAAACCCAACGGGUUGGUUGCCUUGCUGGACAUGGACAGAGUUGGGCACCCUGGGAGAGCAGGCUUUGAGACGGAUGAUCGACCAUGUAACAUCCGCUCUCUCACUUUUCCCAAGCUCUCUGACUCUGGUGACCCAGAGCCAGUGAGGUACAGCCCACUCCCCACACCCAUCCCUGCCCCCAGACACAACCUUCCAAAUGGCAGCCCGCCAACCAUUCCCAAAACCCAAGUUAUUGUUGCCCCUGAGCCUCAAAGCCACAUCAAGAGUGGUGCACCAAAACCAGUUAACCCGGGAUCAGGAUCUGCAGGUCUGCCAUGUGGAGGAGCCCUUCUCAGCAUGACCCCCAGUGAACGCCAGUGUGUGGAAACCCUCGUGGGCAUGGGCUACUCUUAUGAGGGUGUACUACGGGCCAUGCAGAGACAAGGGCAGAAUGUGGAGCAGGUGCUGGACUAUCUGUUUGUCCAUGGACGUCUGUGUGAGCGGGGCUUUGAUGCAAGUGCAGUGGAGGAAUGCUUAGAGAUGUACCAGUGCUCAGAGGAAAAGGCCCUUCAGUUUCUUGAACUCAUGUCAAGAUUUGGUGAAAUGGGUUUUGAACGAGACACCAUCAAAGAAGUGCUGCUGGUCCACAACAACGAUCAGGACAAGGCUUUAGAGGACCUGAUGGCUCGGGCUGCAGCUAGCUGAGCUAAGCUAACCAGCCCAACUAAAGCCCGGCCCAAGGCUUGCCUCCCGCUACUAGCCAACACAGCCCCUUUCCUUCUUUCCACUCUAUCACACCAUACCCUGCCCUUGCCUUGUUUGUGGAAGGGACAGCUGGGAGACAGUUGUAUUUCUCUCCUUGAUAAAUUGUGUUGUGUUUCAGCACUUCUUGAAGACUGUGUGCCUGUGGAGGGGGUUGUAGUUGUUCUUUUUCUACAAAAUACUCUGGUUUUGUUCCAGGAUUUGGUACUUCUAGGGUAUUUAAAAAGGAAAGUACGUAUCAGCUGUGAAGAAGAAACUGGAAGAAUUGGGCUAUGGCAUUUUAAUGCUGUUCUACUUCUACAAGGAAGUGUUUAUGUGACUGCAGGACUGAAAGAGAGGCUGAUGACAGCCUCUUAAUGCAUCACAUACAGACCAGUUUGAACUCUCUAAACUCCCAAACAACUAAGCUGCCAUCUUCCACUGCUCACUGCAGACCUAGUAAAUGGUGGAGGGGACUGGGGGCCUUGAAGAGGCUAUCUUUGAACUGAACCAACUAACAUUUAAAGUAAAAAAAAAAAAAAAAAAAAUUUAAAAAAUAUAUAUAAAAAAGAAAUUCAAGGCCCCGUUGCCAGACAGAUAACUGAGUCUCAAGAAGUGCCCUCUCUGCUCUGGUGCCCUGCACCUUUUUCUGUUCUGCUUUAUUCUUUCAUUCAUUAUUGUCUAUUUUUCUGUUCAUUUGGGCACGUUUGUCACAUAAUUCAAAGACACCAUUUCUUUGCUUUCUGUUUAAAGAACUGCAUUAUUGAUCCUUAGUCAUCAUAACUCAAAACACAAGAGAUACUAUUGCCCUAGUAGGCUCUUUGACCUGCACUGGAAUGGCCUGGUAACAAAGUGAGGAGAAAUCAGGAGAAAUAUCUCCAUAGGAAAUUACUAAAUGUUGUCCCAUAAACCACUGGCACUGAUGUGUCACACUGCACAGACACGUUUCUUUAUGUUCAAGUUAUUUAAAAUAGUACACUGACACUUUCAUUUAAAAUAAAGAGUUUGGUUUGAUAAUGUAAGUUAAGUUAACUUACAAAGGUGAUGCUUUUUUAAAUCACCACAGACUUUUGUUUUUGCAGACUGGAAAAGAGUGAGUGGUUAAAAAAAAAAAAAGAAAUGAAAUGUAAGUGAGGGUUGUGUUUGCAGCCUCGUCACAGUGCAAUAGAGACAUUUCAUAGUGUGUGAUUGUCAGGUGGCACUUUGAGCCUUGAGAUAUUGUUGGGGGUUAUGGAAGAGGCUGGAAAUUUGGAUUGAACUCAAAAAGGGUGAUUUCUGCCAUGGUUAAAAUCUGAUUUCAUGCCAUAAUUUUUAUCAAACAUGACAUUGAUUUGUUGACUUGUCCACAGUUUUUCAAGUGUAAUAGUCUUGAUUGUAAGUUUGUUGUCGCCUCAAACAUCUUAAAUGAAGACUUAAAAAGUUCAGUCACCACAAAAGCAUUUUCCCAACUGUUUAUUGGGUGUUAUUGUUAAAGAGGAGAUCAGAAAACCUUUAUUUUUAUAUUUUUUAAUUACCCUUUGAGUUCAAUGCUACAUAUGUUUGUAAAACAUAUCUGAUCAGUUGCACUAUGGGCAAAAAAUGGCUGAAUUUUCCAUAAUCUUGAGUUCUGUGGUGUUAAUGGGGAUUGAGAUUGGCAUGGUAACAGAUUAAGGGCUUAAAAUUAGCAAAAUGUGACUGGGAAAACUGGGAUUUAAUUUGUGGGCAGGUACAGUAGUUUUUCUGUGUUCCACCACUGCUAAACAUCAAACCAUCACCAAUGUUAAAUGGCAGUGUAAAACAGACAGUUUUUUAUUAUUUAGUAAAAAAAAUCACAACCAGGAGUAUGCACCAUAUAAACAAACAUUGAAACAAAAAAAGGAUGAGCAAAACCUCGCUUUUGUGAUGUAUCUGUCAUUGAAUACAUUCAUAUUCUUUAUUUGUUAGGAAAGUGCCUGGUGCGGGAAAUGAAGAUGAUAUAAGAUGUGGAAGUACAUGAGAAUUGGACAAUUAACAUUUAUGCAGGUCAGGUUUAAGAUAUCUUCUGUCUUGUUUCUCUGUGGUAAAGAAGACUGGUACAUUACUCUACAGAUAGACAUGAGUAGUGUUAUUGUAGCACUUACAUAACACAAGCGUGGUUUCCUUAAUCAUGCACGAAAAAAUUUUAAAUCCACUUACUCUCUUUUCUUACAGCCACACAAAUAGGAGUGAAUUCACCACAGCAGGUUCUGGACCUCCCAUUUGUGUCAUGGUCUUUAAGCUGUAGAAAUAAGUUUGAAGUUUUUUUUUUGUUUGUUUUUUUGUUUUUUCAAUCAGGCCAUCUUACAGUACAUCAGAUCAAAUUUAAAGUCAGUGUGUAAUUAAACAUGGGGUGUUAGACCAGUGAACACUGAAAUUUUUGAUGGUGGGUAAGAUCAGUGAUUGUUUCCCAAGCUCGUGAACUGUGAUUUGAAAAAUGUUACGUUUUUCCUUUGAAUUAUUUGAAAAAUCCACAAUUAAAUGUGCACAUCUUUUCAGU